This is a messenger RNA of Cyclocybe aegerita, 771 nucleotides long. NCBI's taxonomy places the organism in Eukaryota, Fungi, Basidiomycota, Agaricomycetes, Agaricales, Hemipholiotaceae. The record is from the annotation of a GenBank genome assembly.
AUGCGCCUGAGACCUACCUUAGGAUCAACCUUCAGCUGGAGAACGUCCCGAAAUAAAGCGGUCGUACUCUUGGACUCGCACUUCUUCGAUUCGACGUCAAGCAACAUCAGUGAAGGCGACCAGAGAAGUCCACAGACUGAAUAUACUGGUGUCCGUUGGUUUUGGGGAGAAAAUUUGAGCAAACUGGCGCACACCAGUUCUCGAUCCCAUUUUUCUGGUCAUCCGGUUUUUUGUGGCCUCGACAACGCCAGGUUCGAGCAAUCAAUAGGAGUCCAACAAAAAUCUUUCGCAAUCUUCAAUGGACGCUUUGCAUUUUCGACGGCACAUUGGCCACACACUGGACAUUUUUCAACCGUGCCACUCAAAAUGGCCGCGGGCGACAACAUCUUCAGUGCACCAUCAUCAUCAUGGCUGUCGUCCCAACGAGACUCGUCUAUUCAGCUCCUACUUGCUCGACAAGCAGCUAGGGACCAGUACAACCUUCCUGGAAGUCAUUUUCAGUCCUCUCUGGUCCUCAAGGACUUCCAGCCUCAUCACAAGGACGGUUUAUGCCUCUUGGAAGUUGCAUCGUGGUAUCACCGCAAAAAAAUCUCAUCCUUUUCGGACGAUCGCCCAGAAGUAUGGAUCACUCAAGACAUGACCUUUAAAUGUUGGGUCGCCAGCGGAUUUCGAGUUCCUCAGCCAGUGGACGAGUUCCGGAUUCGGGCUCUAGGACAUCCUCUUUUCAAAGAGAUUAUCUUCCUGCAUCUUGAGUUGUUGCAGUGUUGCUGA